CCUGGCGAAGAGUUGUUGAUACGAGUGAUGAAGGGAAGGAAGGGAAGCGGGGGCAAGGCUCGUAAUCUGCCCUCCCUCCCCUCUCUCCCCCACUCGCCCACGCCCGACCAGUGGCUACCCAGACCUGGCACCGCUCUGAGGCACCACGCGGGCUGGGAUAGAGGGCGUGGGAGGCUCAGUUGGAUGAAGGCACUGUUGAGGUCCGCCAUGGGGUGAAGGAGUCAGGUGGAACAUCAACCCCCCCACCACCCCCUUCCUCAAAACAACAGCAACAACAACAACAAGCACCAGAAUAAGAAGAAACACAGGAAGAAGAAAAACAAUUGAUAAGGAAGAGGAGAAGGAUGGCGCCGUAGUUCAUAAAUAAGAUUCGAUUGGUUGCCUGUCGAGCGUCUUGUGGUACGAUGGUGACGUCACAAUAAGAGUGAGAAUAGUGGAAAUGAUAUUGAUGGGUUGUUAAAAGAAAAUAGUGACCCGGUGAUUCGUGUGGCGGGAGAAAAGAAGAAAAGGAGAAAGUAAGAGGACUCGAUUGAUUGCCAUGCGGGUGUGUGCUUUGCCAAGUUGAUGAUGAUGACAGAAAAAGUAAUGAAAUAUAAUGAUAAUAACAGUAAUGGUGACAACACGAUAACUCAGUGGCAGAAGGAGAGACCUGUAUGUUCGACUGAUGGCCAUGGCAAAUGAGUGUUAUGGUAAACUGAUCUAAAGUUAAGGAAAAGAAAAACGCAUGAAAAGAAAGAAAAGUGAAGCGACCAGAAAAUAUAUGAAACUAUGAACAAGAAACGGAGAUAAAUGGGUUAAGGAAAAGAAAAACGCAUGAAAAGAAAGAAAAGUGAAGCGACCAGAAAAUAUAUGAAACUAUGAACAAGAAACGGAGAUAAAUGGACGAAAAGAAGGAAGAUAACGAGAAAAAAGAAAGGGCGGGAGGACGAAAAAGGGAAGUGAUAUAGAGAGAGGCUAAUAAUAAUAAUAAUAAUAAUAAUAAUAAUAAUAAUAAUAAUAACAAGAGCGAGGGAGUGCCAAGAGACAGGAAACCGCUUAUCGCUCCUGACGGCCAGUGAGGAAAGGGCACCGCCGACAACCAGUGUGUGUGUUGUACCCACAGUGACCAACCCCACGCACGCAAGGCAGCCCCCGUGUGUCGACCUCCAGCCUGCCCGACAUGGCCCCGAGCACUGCUGCCCGACGGCCCCUGCUAAGGCUGGCCCUCUGCCUGUGCCUGCUGCUGGGGCACGCAGACGGAGCCGAAGAAGAGGAAGAAGCACAACCGCAGCGCGAGGAUCCAAACAGAGGAACGGAACGUCGAACUCUGCCGCCUUUUUUGAUGCCGAACUGGAAAGAGAAAAGCGACUCGCUCCCAACCGUUGAGAAAAACGGUGACCUCUACUUCGACGUGGCAGGAGCGGACGAGACCCAGCUGGAGAUCCCGCUGAGCGGCCGCCGCGUCCGGGGCGUCACGGCCACGAGCAGGCGCUGCCCGGUCCAGUCCCUGGUCCUGGGCAAGAGUGUCUUCCUGGACGAGGAUCUCUUCACCCACUGCCCUCUCAAGAACCUCACGCUGAAAGGCAAAAAAUGGAGGUGUCUGCAGGAGGGACGACUGUUGCAGCGUCCAGGACUGGUAGUGGACGUUGAGGACGCCACUUGUUCCGACGCCUGGCACUACGAAGACUCCAACUCAACUCUUCCGAUAGAGUACGGCAUGCAGGAAGGCAUUCAGAAGAUCCAGAAGUUCGGAAUCACCGGAUGUUUGAUUGACAACUGCAAGUGCAAUUGGUACUUCAUGAGCGGCGCAUACAACAUGUCCAUGGACUGCGACGGUCGUGGGCUGACGGACGACGCCCUGGCGGAGAUGCACGCGCUGGACCCGAUGCUGCCCAACAACGUCACAAAAAUUCACUUCGGUUGGAACAAUCUGACUUCGGUGGACAUCUUGAUGGAGUACCUCAGGCCUCACCACGAAAACCUCACAGUCCUCUACUUCGACCACAACCAGCUGACCGCCUUGCCGCGCCUCGGAAGGGCUUUCCCCCGCAUCAAACACAUCUCCCUCACCGACAAUUUGAUCGAAAAGAUCGACCUCGAGGAAUUUAAAGUCUUAGUGUCGCGAGAAGACCUGAUAUUGGAUGUCGCUAACAACCCUUUGCGCUGCGACCGCAACAUGUACUACCUGAAGAGCUACAUCCACGAUCGCUGCAUGGCCGGCUGGAAGCUUUGCACACGAUACUUCAAGAUGCUGACCUGCAGGAAUGAACCCAACGGCAAACCAGUGCCCCUCUACAAGGUGUCGAAGCCGGGCUCCAUCUGGGACAUUGACUGGUGGCUGUUUUUGAACAUUACUCUUGGACUCCUCAACGCCAUUAUGAUCACUCUGAUCGUCGACCUGAUCCUUGUCCUCGCCAACGUUCGAGGCAACCAGGGGAGGAGGCCCAUGAUGGACCGCCUGGUGUGCUGGCUGAAGGCUGUGCUGCUGCCGCCUGGGUCCAGGGACCAAGGCGGGAACGGACAAGGACGACGACAUCGACUGAAGAAGUAGUAGUAGUAGUAGUAGUAGUAGUAGUAGCAGCAGCAGCAGUACCCAGAGAUCGAUAAUAAUGAGGACUUCCUGACGUCGUGAGGGUACCUGCUGGCGAAAACAAGUCCAACUCGUGAUCAGGCCGUGGUGAAUUGCACAGGGCCUCGAGAUAUGUAUUCGUGUCCUCAGUGUUGGUAAGGCCAGUUAUGCAGGUAAAAAUAAAAUAAUAUCAUGUGAAUAUUA
Molecule: messenger RNA, 2752 nt
Organism: Eriocheir sinensis (Chinese mitten crab)
Lineage: Eukaryota; Metazoa; Arthropoda; Malacostraca; Decapoda; Varunidae
Exons: 9
Coding region: 1160-2530 (456 amino acids)
Source: RefSeq, a predicted model, not a curated record